AUGAUUCAAGUUAAACGAUAUCUCAAUAAUAGUGAACUUCCUCAUGAAGAAACGAAGAAAUUAAGAACAAAAUAUAAUGACAGAAAAAUAACUAAUUGUUUGGAAAAUUUAUCAAAUGAACUUUUCUAUGAAAUUUUCGAUUAUCUUGAUGGUUGUGACUUAUUUAAAGCAUUUUCAAAUCUUAAUAUUCGUUUUGAAGCUCUACUUACUUCUUUAUUUCUUUUAUUGAAAAUUGAUCUUCGUUUUCAUCCAGAAGUUAUCCGACGAUAUCGUUCUACUUGCAUUGUCGUUCCGAACAAACAUCGAAUUAUUUCAUUGAGUUUGACCAAUUUUUAUCUUUAUAAUUCAACUUUUACACGAUUUAACAUCGAUUCAUCAUUUAGUCGACUCGAAUCACUUGUCUUAGACAAUAUGAAAUCAAAUGAACUCAUACCUCUUCUUAUAAAUUUAAUCUCUUUACCUCGUCUAUUUUCAUUGACUAUCUAUUAUGAUGAUGAUCUCAAAGACCUUAGCAAUAUAUAUCAAAUCAUUUUCAACUUACCAAUGUUAAACUAUUAUAAAUUGUCAUUUUCCUCACUUGAAUCGUUUAUUCCUAUAUCAAGAGCAACAAACGAUCAAUUUAGUAGUAUUAAAUAUCUCGUUAUUGAUCAUUGUUGUACUCUGGAUGAAUUAAUUAAUAUAAUUUCAUAUACACCUCAACUUUGUCGUUUAACUUGUGAAGAAGUGAAUGAAUCAACGAAAAACAUUGUAAAAGACACACUUAAUACAAUAUUCAGUUUAACUCAUAUUUUCAUUGCUAAGUGUUAUGCUCAGUUUGAUGAACUAGAAACAUUUCUCACCAAUGUAUCACCUCAAUUAGAAGUAUUAUGUAUCAAUACUUUCAAAGAUGUGAACUAUUUGGAUGCUAAUCGAUGGGAACAAAUUAUCUCACAAUAUUUACUUUAUUUAAAUACAUUUGAAUUUCAAUACGAAGAAUUUAUUGAUGAAGAUUUCAAAGCAAGUGUUUAUCAUGAAUUAAUUAAUCAUUUCAAUUCUUCAUUCUGGAUAGAACGAAAAUGGUUCUUUACAAUUUCUAUUAAGACAGAUUCUUGGGAUGAUAAUAUUAUUGCCUAUUCCAUUGUUUCAUACAGACAAACUCGAGACAACUUUGAGAAAGAGAAGAAAAACAAUCACCAAUUCAUUGGUGAAAUCUAUGAAAAUGUGAUACAACAUAAUGUUAUAUCUAAUAAACAUGUUUCUAUUAUACUAAAUGUUACCGAUCUCUCUCACACUGAUAGUGAUGAAUUGUUUAUUGAUAUGAUUAGUCCAAUUUUAGCUAUGAUACCAAUUACUUGUUUAAAUAUUACUCUAAAUGAGAUUUUCAUUGGUACAUUAAUUGAUCUGAUGAAAUGUUUAUCUAAUCUCGAUUCAUUAUUUAUAUCAACUUUAUCAAUGAUACAACCAAGAUGUUUAUCUAUUGAAGAAAUAAAAAUUUUUCGUUUGUUAUCAAAUACGAAUAAAAUUACUAAAGUUAAUCUUGAGAAAAUGAAUGAUUUGGAAGAAGUUCAAUUUCUUGUUGAUCUUUGUCCUCGAAUGAAAUAUUUCGAGAUAGAUUGUACAAAUGGUAUCUGUCCUGAAAAAGUUCUACGAUUUAUUUUAAUGAAAAAUUCCAAAUAUAUUCGUAAUCUAUGUGUACUAUGUCUUAAAAUUUCACCAAUGAAUAUGAACAUCAUUGACAAACUAAAAAAUAUAAUUGACAUUGAACAAUUGUGUCAGACAUAUACAAUCGAACAAAUAGACAGUAGAAUUUAUUUCCGAUUGAACUUGUGA
Rotaria sordida is the source of this 1809-nucleotide messenger RNA. NCBI's taxonomy places the organism in Eukaryota, Metazoa, Rotifera, Eurotatoria, Philodinida, Philodinidae. The record is from the annotation of a GenBank genome assembly.